AUGGAGCAAUUUUUGCGCGAAAGGUUAACAUUAAGACGAGAAAAGCUAGAAGAAGAUAUAAAAAGCUCGGAAGAGUUAAUAUCGUUAUUUAAAACAGGUAACGCGAUCUCAGAACAAGAUAUUACGAGACUACGACUAAAGCUAAAACAAUCCUUAAGUAACAUCCAAAAUGAUGUGGACAAUUACAUCAAAACAAACUCGGAGGACACAGAAGUGCUGCGUAUAUGUCUCAAGCAACAAGUUAAAGCCGAAGACCAAUUAAUUGAACUUGAUUUAUUAAAUUCACAAGAAAUCAAAAACACAACAACUGUAAAGCUUCCAAAAUUAGAACUAAUGAAGUUUAAUGGAGACAUUCUAAAGUGGACAGAGUUCUGGGACCGGUUCAGAGCGAACGUCCAUUCCCAGAAUCUGAAGGAUUCAGAAAAAUUAGCUUAUCUGCUCAGCUUAGUUCAAGAAGACGCGAGGGACGCCAUUCAAGGCCUAGCAAUAACGAACUCGAAUUACCAAGUAGCGGUUACGACCCUACAAAACCGAUAUGGUAAUGAACAAAAGGUAAUUGACUCUCAUUACGAGGCGCUCAAUAAGAUCAAUCGCUGUGAAUAUACCUCAGAAGAUUGCAGAAAAACUUUGAAUAGUAUUGAAACCCAUUUAAGAGUACUGUCAUCUUUAGGCGAGAAUAUUGAAAGUAAUUUCUUAAGAAGCCUCAUUAUCGAUAAAUUCCCAGAAAAGGUAAUAUAUGAAUUGAACUUGCUCUCAGCCAACGAUCAGACCAUAAUGAGUAUAAGAAGUACUUUGGAUGCCAUUGUGGUAGCAUUAGAAUAG
This is a messenger RNA of Cydia amplana, 822 nucleotides long. RefSeq lists its product as uncharacterized. The record is from RefSeq and is a predicted model, not a curated record. Bases 1 to 822 code for a protein of 273 amino acids. NCBI's taxonomy places the organism in Eukaryota, Metazoa, Arthropoda, Insecta, Lepidoptera, Tortricidae. The transcript has a single exon.